GUCUUACGCGGCCUGCCGCAAUGCUGCCCGGAUUCAUUUCUGUCGCCGCGAUGGGGGUUGUUCUUGUAUCACUGGGACUAACAGUGACGCUGGCCGAACCGGUCAAUAUGACGAUCAACGAAGACAGCCCCCUUAUCUCGUAUGAAGGAACUUGGACGGUGGGGAGAGACCCAUCGAGCAUCGGGGGGCGACAUCUGGUCACCAAUGACCCACGUGCGACUGCGACUUUCAGCUUUAAAGGCACUGCACUCUACGCCCUCUCCCCCAAGUGGCCCUACCCCGUCGGGGCAUUCAUACUUGUAGACGGCGUACGUAUAUUGUCGCUUAAUCUUCAGGACUAUACACGCAAUGGAUCCGAUAACGGGGUCGCCACUGUCCCAGCGGAUGUGGUCGGGAGGAUGGAGGAUCUCCCGGACAUUGAUCACGAAGUGCAAAUUUCGGUUGGACGGGUGCGCCCUCAGGCUUUUGCGAUCGUUGAUGCGUUCAUCAUCACGUACGACGAUAGUACUCCCGACGACACACUACCAACCAGCUCAGCGGCGAAUUCUUCCCAGCAGCAGACAUCAACCUCGCCCUUGGAACCCUCGCCCUCGCCUUCGGAGACCGCCGACGACGAGGAGAUUGUGCUACCCCCACCCGGCAAGCCCAGUCUUCCUCCUGGUAUCGCAGCAGCCAUCGGCGCCGCCUGCAGUGCCGUUGGCAUUCUGUUCAUUCUCGGACUCCUCUGGUUCACCCGUCGACGAAAGAAGGCCAAGCGAUCAACCCUUGACCCCGUCGAUCUCAACCCCCGUGACGAUUUCGUUGCAGACAGGAGUAACCAGGCAAACCCACCGAACGCACCAGGCGGCACCAUGACCUCCACUGACUGGUCAUCCGCCGUCUCCACACCCAAUUACCCCGGCUCGCCAAACUUUAAGGGCGGCUACGGGUACGCAGAUACACUGCGAUCCCAGUCCAGUCGCGAUCAUCUAGCGAACACCUCGAUGGGCUCCAAAGGGACUAUGUCUACGGGCGGUAUGGUCACACUGGCUCCUCCAGGUCACUAUCCCGAUGAAGAAGGACGCAUGACCUGGUUCAGCGAGGCGUCUUCAAGCCAAAGCCAGACAGCUCUCCUCCCCAAUCCAUACGGCCAUCCUGAUCACGCUCAAGCGACUAUGCUCGGUGUGCCCGUGACGAUGCCGCGGCAUGCCGUUGGACCACUCGCACUGGUGGGAAGCCCACCGCCCGAGUAUGAGUUGGUCGCAGGGGGCGGGAAUCCAGCUGCGGCUCAAGGGUCGACGGCGGGUGGGGCCUCCUCGUUCCCCCCAGAAAAGUCGCGGAGUGACUCUACCUCAGAUCUCCGGCCUGGUGCUGCCGCUGUAACGCAGGGAAGCUCUGCCUCAGCGGCAGAAGGAGCCAACCUCUCCCGAAGUAGAACCGCUCCGUCUAGAACAUGA
Coprinopsis cinerea okayama7#130 is the source of this 1436-nucleotide messenger RNA. RefSeq lists its product as hypothetical. The record is from RefSeq and is a predicted model, not a curated record. The transcript has 3 exons. NCBI's taxonomy places the organism in Eukaryota, Fungi, Basidiomycota, Agaricomycetes, Agaricales, Psathyrellaceae. Bases 21 to 1436 code for a protein of 471 amino acids.